UGGCGCCUUUCGGCUUGUCGGGAUCAAUAUCAUAAAAAUGGUAGAAUGGACCGAUACUCAAAUACGUAUCCUCAUCGAUGAGCGUAGAAUAGAAAUGAAGAAUAUCAUAAUUUUGGAAGGAAUCGAAUCGGAUUUUGGGAUAGCAUCGCAACCAGAAUUAAUCGAGAACAUAAUACGAGCUUUAAUGGACACCAAU
Molecule: messenger RNA, 196 nt
Organism: Acaulospora morrowiae
Lineage: Eukaryota; Fungi; Glomeromycota; Glomeromycetes; Diversisporales; Acaulosporaceae
Source: the annotation of a GenBank genome assembly